CUGAUAAUCACAAGAUUGAUAUCAGUUAAUUAUUUUAAAUAUAAUUAUUUUGUCUGUUAUUUGAAUUUAUAUUUUUAUAUGAAAUUAAAAAUCUUCUAGAAAGUACAGUAAAAAAUUUUGUGUUUGUAUUAAAAAUUAAAACCAUGUUGAAAAAUUUAGAUGCAAUGGAUGCUGAAUUAAAAGAGCUAGCUAUAGCACUUUAUGAAAUAGAUGCAUUUAAAUUUGGUGAUUUUGUAACUAAAGUUGGUCUUAAAACUCCAAUAUAUUUUGAUCUAAGAGUAUUAAUAUCAUAUCCAAAAAUAAUGGUUCGCUUGGCAAAAAUAUUAUGGACAUUUGCAGAAGAAUGUCCAGAUAUAACACAAAUUUGUGGUGUUCCUUAUACAGCUUUACCAUUAGCAACAUUAAUUUCUGCAGACUCUAAUGUGCCUAUGUUAAUAAAACGAAAAGAAGCAAAAACAUAUGGUACAAAAAAGAUCAUAGAAGGCAAUUUUAAGCAAGGAGAUCAUUGUGUGAUUAUUGAAGAUGUAGUCACAAGUGGUAGCAGUAUUUUAGAAACAGCAUUUAUUCUAAGAAAAGAAGGUUUAAAAGUAACAGACACAUUUGUUGUAAUUGAUAGAGAACAAAAUGGUAAGAAAAAUAUAGAGCAUCAUGGAAUUAGAAUGAGGAGUUUAUAUACAACUACUAGACUUAUGGCAUAUUUGUUAGAAGCUAACAAGAUUACUCCAAAAAUAGUUAAAAAUGUAACUGAUUAUUUAUUAAAAUUUCAAGUACCAAUCAUUUCUGUUCAAGAUAAACGGUUAAAAACUCCAUUUCAUAUUCGUAGCACAAAGACCAAAAAUGCAAUUGCUUCCAAGUUGUUUAAUUUGAUGGAAACAAAGCAAUCCACUAUAUGUCUAGCAGCAGAUUUGACUAAAGCAAAUGAUAUUAUAGAAAUAGCUGAUUUAAUAGGACCACAUAUUGUGUUAUUUAAAACACAUGUAGAUAUAUUAGAAGAUUUUAGCUAUGAUUUUAUCAAACGUUUGAAAGAUUUAGCUAAAAAACAUGAGUUUUUAUUGAUGGAAGAUAGAAAAUUUGCCGAUAUCGGAAAUACGGUAUCCUUACAAUAUGAGAAAGGCAUUUAUAAAAUAUCUGAAUGGGCAGAUAUUGUUACAGUGCACGCAGUUGCAGGUCCAAAUAUUAUAGAUGGCUUGAAAAAUAGUUUAAAAAAUAUAAAUGAACCUCGUGGUUUGUUUAUAUUAGCGGAAAUGUCUUCCAAAGGAGCUUUGACGGUUAAUGAAUAUGCGCAGAGCGCUGUAUCUAUCGCACAAAGUUCGGAUAUGGUGACUGGAAUUGUUUGUCAAUCAAAUAUUUUCUCAAAUUUGGGACUUAUUCAAUUGACACCAGGUGUGAAACUGUCGAAAACUUCUGAUAAUUUAGGGCAGCAGUACAAUAUACCAGAAUCUGUUGUAAAUUCUGGAGCUGAUUUAGCUGUAGUUGGUAGAGGUAUUACUGAAGCUCAAGAUAAAUUGGCUGCUACUUUACAAUACAAAAAAGAACUUUGGACAGCUUACCUGAAACGAAUAUCGAAUUAGUAAAUUUUUCAUUAUUUUAUAAAUAGAUAAAAACCAGAAUAGGGGAAAUAUAUAUCUUUUUAUUUUUGAACAUGUGUACAAUAAUUAAAAAUCGUAAAUAAAUGAACAUUGACAUUGA
This is a messenger RNA of Apis laboriosa (Himalayan honeybee), 1689 nucleotides long. RefSeq names its product uridine 5'-monophosphate synthase (gene r-l). Lineage: Eukaryota; Metazoa; Arthropoda; Insecta; Hymenoptera; Apidae. The transcript has 4 exons. The record is from RefSeq and is a predicted model, not a curated record. Gene Ontology annotation, biological process: 'de novo' pyrimidine nucleobase biosynthetic process; 'de novo' UMP biosynthetic process. Gene Ontology annotation, molecular function: orotate phosphoribosyltransferase activity; orotidine-5'-phosphate decarboxylase activity. The coding region runs from base 144 to 1571 and encodes 475 amino acids.